Molecule: messenger RNA, 6233 nt
Organism: Osmia lignaria (orchard mason bee)
Lineage: Eukaryota; Metazoa; Arthropoda; Insecta; Hymenoptera; Megachilidae
Source: RefSeq, a predicted model, not a curated record
UGCCCGUUCAACGUUCCGACGAUUCCUUUUUCCUUCUUUCUAAACACGAUUAAGCAUACUACACAUGCGGGUAGAAGUUGGUAUUUCUUCAGCGAAACCGGAAACGGCGGGAAUUAUGUAUCUCGUUAGCGCAUCCCGUGUCGUACGGAAUUUAAACUUUUUUUUCGAAGCUUCAAAUCUAAAUGAAAUAAAAUGAGAUUGUCUCCGAGGAACUUGUUUUGAAAGCUAUGAAUUUCUUUUUUAUUUUCAUUACUUUUGGACAGAUCGUGUAUACAUACAUAUAUGUAUUUAUAAUAAUUGACGAGAUUCGCUCAUCAAAUCAGUUCGAAGUUCGCGAUCGCGAGAAGUGCGCAUUAACCGCGACUAUAAGUAACGUUACGAGCGUGUUGCUGUUUUUUCUUAGGCUUCUUCUUCAGCCUCUUUCUUCUUGCACGAGGUUCAAGCGUACAGGAGGAAAGAAUAGGUUGUUGGCAACGACCGCUCGAGUAUUAGGUUGCUGCAAAAAUAGUGUUUUCCUUGUUUCGUUCCCUUGUUUCACAACGUGAAAAGGUCUCGAUCGUGUCGUGAUUUAUUUUUUUAUUAUUUUUUCCAUCGUUUUGAAGGUUAUACAAGAUAAAACGUUAAGUGUUUGAAGCACUAAAAGAGAUUAUUUUAGUAGAACAAUGUAAAACAGUGAUGAAUCCUCCAUCUACUAAAUAUUAAAUUUUCUUGAUUUUCCAUUUGUAUCUUAGCAUUUGCUUUUGUUUUUUAAUAGUUUGUCUACUAACAAAUCGUAAAAUAACUUGUAUAGAUUAAAACAUACACUCGUUGCUGAUUUUUUAAAGAUUCUUUCCAGAUUUCCGAGAGAAUCGAAGCGUUAGAUAUCGGGAUGAGUUUUUUGCAAGGAUAAAAGACAGUGAUGACAGAGGAAUAUUUAUUUAUCGUAUUCCGUUGGGUAGAGCCGUAGAACAUUCAUGUUGUGACGCGUCGAAAUUCAAACGGCGAAAUUUCGCGAAGCGAUCCGUCAGACAAAAAUUUCGACCAAGAGUCGUCCUUGUCGACAUUCUUCUCCUUCCUUAAUAGGCGACAUCGAUUUUCAAGCAUGACGCAAGUUAUGCGCUCGACGAGCCGAAGUUUUAAGCGCGUCGAUGAAAUAUUCAUCUCGCGCGCUUACCCCUCACAUUAAAGAUUAGUAUCUUUACGCUCUUCCUCUAUCGAUGAUUUUCUCCAUUUUUCAUUCGUAUCGUAACCAGUUUAUUUUGUUCUUUAACAGUUUGACUAACAACAAAUCACGGAAUAUGUUGUUUCCAUUAAAAUAUAUAACCAUUACUUAUUUUUUAACAAUUGCUUCCGAAAAAUAUGUUUUCCGCCCUAUUAUCAUUAAUUCAAGAGUUACGUAGAUACCUAUACUCAAUCCAAUUUAUCGCAAAGAAAUAAAUAAAAAUAAUAAAUCAAAUAUUUUAUUUUUAUUCAUUUAAAAAGGCUGAAACUAUUUUACGAGUUUCGAAACGGAUGUUCUUUCACGAACGCGUCGCAUAUUCAAUCUCCUGUACGUAAAGCGGAAAAGCUUCCUCCAGCCGUCGCGCCGCCUCAGCCAGCGGUUACCACACACCUACGAUCGCGAGUUUCGAAGUAAUAGUUGCAUUUUCUCCCCUUCCAAUGCAUGGAUACUGGCUUGUUCAAUUUCUACGUUCCUGUUGUGCACUGGCGACCACCAUCGUCCUCACCACGCACGUGUACCGACUGCCUGGUCUCUCGGCUUGAUUAGUAUCAGACAUGACCAACGACAAACAGUCUUGGUUCCGUGGUGUUCGAAGUAGUAAAUUUCGCCACGUGUACGGGGUACCAGCAAAGAGGGAGAAAUGCUACGACAAUAUCAAGAUUACGAAGAAUGCCCACGAUUCACAAUUCUGCGCGGUGAAUCCAAAGUUCCUCGCUGUGGUGACGGAAGUAGCUGGCGGAGGAGCGUUUCUGGUUUUACCGCUCGAUCGCACCGGAAGACUGGAUUUUAAUGCAAGCAGAGUGACUGGACAUACCGGACCAGUUCUGGAUAUCAAGUGGAAUCCGUUCAACGAUAACAUCAUCGCUUCCUGCUCCGAUGAUUGCACCAUAAAACUGUGGCACAUUCCUGACGGUGGAUUAUCGCGAAAUUUGACCGAAUGGCUGGUGGAAUUGCAAGGACACAAACGUCGCGUCGCUUACAUCGAAUGGCAUCCGGUGGCCGAGAACGUACUGUUCAGCGCGGGCUUUGAUCAUCUCGUUAUCGCGUGGGAUAUAAAUAGAGGAGAGGCCGUCAGCGUGAUCGACAGGCAUCCCGAUGUGAUCUACAGCAUAUCUUUGAAUCGCGAUGGCAGCUUGUUAGCGACCACUUGCAAGGAUAAGAAAUUGAGGGUCUUCGAGCCAAGAUCCGGUAUCGUGGUCUCUGAAGGAGUUUGUCAUGCCGGGACAAAAGCUAGCAAAGUGGUUUUCCUUGGCAGUUCGGGACGUCUUCUCACCACGGGUUUCAGCCGCCACUCGGAUCGACAGUACGCCAUUUGGAGCCAACACGAUCUCACCGUUCCAUUGACGUGCGAGACCAUAGAUUCUUCAAGCGGAGUCGUUUUUCCGUAUUAUGAUAACGACACUAAUAUGGUGUACCUGGCCGGCAAGGGUGAUGGUAACAUCCGCUACUAUGAGAUAGUGAACGAGGCUCCUUGGGUCCAUUAUCUCAGCCAAUUCAUUUCCGGCAAUCCACAAAGAGGACUGGGUGUAAUGCCAAAAAGAGGCGUAAAUACUUCCAUAUGCGAGGUGUUUAGAUUUUAUAAAUUGCACGCCACCCGUGGAAUGUGCGAACCGAUUUCAAUGAUAGUACCUCGAAAGAGCGACCAGUUCCAAGAGGACCUGUAUCCUGACACUAUCGGUACCUGUCCCGCUCUAUCAGCCAGAGACUGGAUCAGUGGCAUGAAUAGUCCACCGAUUUUAAUUUCUCUGAAAACCGGUGGCAGCAUUACCACGCACAAGCCACGCGUUUACAAACCGCCGCAACUUCCCCCUACAACCGACUUGAACAACAAAAAGAAAUUCGCAUUCCUGUCUACUGAAACUGUGCCAGACUACAGGCCAAUCGAGUUUCAUGAUAUGUCGGAGAAAAGUCAAAAAACGUCUAGCAAUCAGAGCACCAAGUUUCAACAGCUGCAACAAAAAUUUGGCAGCGCUGUGUUGCAGAAAAAUAUCAUUUCCACGACGCUGAACGAUAACAAGGUUUUGGAGACCGUGGACAUUCCUAACAACGAGGCCGAGCUCAGAUUGGCGUUCGCUCGUCAAACCGAUGAAUUAAGACUGGUCCGACGACAAUUAGCUAACAGUCAAUUACGCGUGAAAGAGCUAGAAGAACAAAUUCGCAAGCUUCAGCGCCAGUAAAUCCCCUAAUCUCGUUUGUUUCGAACAAAUUCUUAAUAGCUUUAUCGCCAAAAGCAUGGUACUUAAAAAACAUUUAUCGUACAUCGUUUACCGCCGCUACAAUAUUUAAACUUUCGUAAAUUUUCACAAAAAAGAAAAGAAAUAAAAAGAGAAAAGUGGUGCAGGAGAUUUUAAAGCGGUUCGAACUUAUGCUAAUUGAUUACAUUUCUUGAAUGUAUCUUGUGAAAGUACGAUUGGAUACAUUUUUAUAAUAUAUCUCGUCUCUCUACAAUUUACAGUAAUGCUUCGAAAUAAGCAAGUGGCUCGGGACCGAACAGUUGCUUAUUUCGAAGCAUUACUGUAUAUCUUUUCUCUGCUACCUUCGUGUGAAAAAAAUGCAGCAAUGAAGCAACAAUAAUUUAGUCAAUUUUUUUAGACAUCGUUCUAUAUAGAGAAUUUGAAGAUAGAAAAAGAACAAACGAAUAAUUGUGAUCUACACGAUUGCCUUCACUGUACAGACGAGUUUUUGUCUAUAUCAAAUGUUGAUACCUCUUCGCAGUUUUUAACACUCUACUUUUCUUUAUAUUUAUUAGACUUAAAAAUUUGAAAUUUGUAUUAUGAAACUAAAAAAUUAUUACAAAGCUUAAUAAAUUUAUUUAAAUUAUGUCAGGUACCAUAAAUUUUGUCAGAGUAUAAUUACUGACUGAAAGGGUUAAACAAUACUUGUAUUUGUAUUAAUUACCAUAACGAAGAAGAAAGAUCAACUUGAUAUAAAGAUAUAAAACUUCGAUGAAGUAUUAAAAUGUGUACACGAAAAAUUGUACCUGUCUGUUGCAUAUGCACGUUUACCAUAUGCAAUUCGUUCUACAACAGAAUUGUCGUAUAUAGAAACGCUAGAUGAAUGCAGCUUAUAUGAGAAUUGCGUACGCAAUGAAACAUCAUGCGAGAAUACAAGAAAAAGCACAAAAUAUAACGACGAAUAAUACCCUUACAAUAAUUGAGAUUCAUCGUUUAAUAAUAGCAACUGUGGUUGCAAAGAAAAAAAUCAUUCGAAGUAAUAAUUCUCGACGCAUUUUUGUAAUAUUUUGUUACGUUAAUUUUCUUCGAGAUGAAUUUAUUGAUUAACGAAUAUUUAUAAUUCUAUUUAUUAUUCGAAUCACACGAGUUAAUUAUUCACCUUUGAUGUUAAUAUUAUGAAUUUUGUCGAUAAUUGUACAUUAAUUUACGCGUUAAUUUAAAAAGCUAUUGUUGUGUUCUGUUCAAUGUACAGUUAUGUACAACGAUGUCCUUACGCUCAAUUCCAUAGGAGUUUAAUAAAUUUAUUUUAAAAAAAUGUGACAAAACGUAUGAUGACAAGCUUUUCUGUUAAUGGAAAGCGACCUCUUCUUCUCUACAAUUUCUCUUUUCUCUGAGCAUCGUUGCACGCAGCUGUACAUCUCGCUUUCGUAUGUAUGUAAUUAUACAUACGGUAGUAAACUUAACCUAUUAACUAUAUGUAUGUAUAAACUAUUUUAUCGUCGAGUGUAUUGAUCACUGCCAACACCCACUGCCAUGGUAGAAGAAGGCAAUAUCUAAUUUUCUAACUGAACCCAUGGCAGUGAUGAUAUUCAAUUAUAUACUGUAAUUAGUUUGAACAUGUUAGGCUGACAUUUUUUUUUUUUGUAUAAUUAGAAGAGAGCGUUAUAGAUGUGCAUAUUUAGGGCUAAAAAACAAUAUACAAAGCAACUGAACCGUGGGUGAUAUGCAUCGUUUGAUCAUAUAGUUGAAAUAUUCUACAGAAAAAGAUAUGCAAUAUUAAUUCGAUUCUAUUUAAUAAACACUGAUAUCUAUGUGUCAAAUUACUCUACAUUACUAGGAUCAACAAACGGAAAAGGUUAUUAGUCACAGGAUACUUUAGUGCUGCUUGAUAGCGUUUAACAAACUUAAUGGUUUAUACACAUAUAAAUAUAUGUAUUUUUUCAUACGGUAUAGAUGUACAUACAUACAUACAUACAUACAUACAUACAUAGUUGCAUUCUCGAGCAACAGAUCUAAAAUUCGAGUUAAAAAAUGCUUGUGUUCAACGCGCAUCAAUCGAUCAUUAUAUAAAAAAAUGAGAUAACAAAAUAGAAGGUAUAAUCUUAAAUAUUGAUACUCAAAUUUCAUCGAAUUGCUUGAAGCCUGAUGGAAGUGUCUUUCUAAGAGUAUAUCGCAUACUGUGUUGCCUUCAACAUUUAACACAGAUGUUACUGAUAGAAAAAUCAUUGAUAAAUUGAUAGACUAUAAUACAUAUUGUAUAAGCUUACUCCGGACCUAUUAUACUUUUGCCCCCAAACACUGAAGCAAAUGUAUAAAAAUACUAUAUAAAACCAGUAUAAAUGAUUUUCUUUGUUUCCUAAUAUAAACAAAUAAGCACAGAGAGAUUUUCAAGAAAAGUUUUGAAACAUAUGUAUGUAGGUCUGGACCAGUCUUUAGAAGUUAAAUAUUGCAAUAAUAUUAUUAAUCUGUGUGCGUAUUUUUCUUCGUUUCACACCGUCGAAUUUUGGUGCAAUAAAGCUGGCGUAAAGGGUGUGCAAUUUUCAUCAACUGACAAUUCCUUAAUCAGCGAACAAUUUUUUUCUUUUUAUUCUGUGUAAUUUUGUUUAACGAUAAAUAUUGUUAUGAUAGCGUAUAUCGUAUAAAAAAGAAAAGGAAAAUCCUAUUUAUCCUAUGCAUUGUUCAUAUAAACGGACAUACCAAAGAGCGUUAACGUACAUACACGUACCUUUCUACGAAUGGUCAUCAAACAAAUUAUCAAUAAUUGAUCGACCAUCGUGUUAUAUUUAUAUGCAGAGAAGAUGUCUGUAAGACGAAUGGAGGAUCUCGUUCGUAAAUAAAGAACAAAGCAUUCGAUUGUA